AUGCAGACGCAGUACUAUGGUGUCCCUCCAGGUCCCUUCCAUUCCGAUCCUUACAACCAGUGUGUUCAAGGUGUCCUACAGCCUGCAUUUCCCAAUCAAUACGGCACGAUACUAGGCGGAGGGGGUUUCAUAGGCGACUUCUCAAGGGGAUCCCCAUUUGCUUACCCACAUCCAGAGUAUGCUUACUUUCCAGACCGCGGAGGACCAUCGACCACCAUCCCCUCGACGAGCCUUGCGGUCAGCAGCCUCGACGCCACCGGUUUAGGAUUCACCGGGAACCCAUCUGGCACCGACCUCUUUCUUCAACCCGAGGAUAUAGCGGAGUACGCGCAGGAGUCGUGGCAAUGGACGGGGCAACCAUGCCACGGACUUGGACCGCUCGCGACUCCAGCGCAUAUCGCUCAUGUGCAUCCAGAACCUGACUUUUUCGAGGUCGAUAAAAGCUCGGGCAGUUUGGUUGAAUCGGGAGUUUGCUCCCCCACUGCACAGCUUCCCACUCCUGCUGCGAUGGCUGUUUUACUCAACCACAAAGCGCGACCUGAGAGAAGGCACGAGGAAGGGUCGUCUUCGACUGCUGUUGCUCCUCCUCCUCCACUUCCUGUCGUCGAUACGACGCCUCAUGCACACCAGAAUGAGACGGUGGCAAUUUCUCCGCCAAGACCUGUUCCUGAUAGAUCGGAUAUCCUUUCGCGGGAGAAGAAACAUGCUUGCACCAUGUGCUACAAACGAUUUGAUCGACCAAGUACCCUUAGAAAGCACCUACUCGUGCAUACGGGUGAGAAAGCAUUCGUCUGCGAGACGUGCGGUCGUCGUUUUGGAGUCGCGUCCAACCUCAAUAGACAUGUCCGCCGAUGUAAAUCAAAGCCCGUCCAUAUGAUAUCUUCGGGAUCCGGUAAAUCAUCUUCUGAGUCGCCAUCCGCUGCUUCACCCGACACUUUGUUGAGCGGCUCUCCUGGAUCCAGCUCAGCUGGCGGGGCGUCGUCUUUACACACCAUGCAAUCCAUGGCCUCCGCUAGUCCAGCCGUCGCAUCUCCACCAGACCCGCAGCGGAAGAAAAAAAGAACGAGGCCUGCGUCACCAUCGCGGUCUACCCCAGUAUCAUGCUCCACACCUCAGUCGCCUUCUCAACGAACAGAGGCGUUGAAAGAAGCCAAGGCUCCCAACGCGCCGAAGCGACGUCGACGCGCACCUUCCCCAUCUUUAUGGGUCCCGUUCUCCUUGCGCACAUUCAACCUCGUUUCAGAGGAACUCAAGAAGGCGGCUCCCGUGCCCUUGCCUCCAGUCUGCUUCAAUCCGCCAGCGGAGGAGAGGAAUUCAUGGGAUGAGAAUGUUGGGCCUACCCCUUAUCAUCCUUGUGGCUGGAGAGGCGUAUUACCUGGACCAGGCCUGAAACAGGGAAUGGGCACGCGAGGGAAGGACGUGAAAAACAUGAGUGGCAGUGGAGGGUUUGGCAUGCUCGGACGAAUGGUAGUCAUUUAA
Molecule: messenger RNA, 1479 nt
Organism: Laccaria bicolor S238N-H82
Lineage: Eukaryota; Fungi; Basidiomycota; Agaricomycetes; Agaricales; Hydnangiaceae
Exons: 4
Coding region: 1-1479 (492 amino acids)
Biological process (GO): regulation of transcription by RNA polymerase II
Cellular component (GO): nucleus
Molecular function (GO): DNA-binding transcription activator activity, RNA polymerase II-specific; RNA polymerase II cis-regulatory region sequence-specific DNA binding
Source: RefSeq, a predicted model, not a curated record